Molecule: messenger RNA, 2076 nt
Organism: Adineta steineri
Lineage: Eukaryota; Metazoa; Rotifera; Eurotatoria; Adinetida; Adinetidae
Source: the annotation of a GenBank genome assembly
AUGGAUUCAACAAAUGAAGAACAUAUAAUAAGAGAACUUUCAAAAAAUUCAAAUAAAUCAUUUGACUAUCUGCACAAAGCUUUCGAAGACAUGAAUGAAUGUUUAAGUAACGACGAAACUUUUUUUAACAAAGAAAUUGAAGCAACAAUGUAUUAUGUCAAAACUAUUGAAAUAAAAUUCCGUGAAAGAAUUCAAGAAUUUCGUAGUCAACUUGAAAAAAUUAACGAAGAAAAUAUUAAAACAUCAAAAUCCAAUAGAGAACAAUUUGAGAAAGAAACAGAAAAAAUUAAUUCAUUAUUUGAUUCUGGAAUUUUAUAUGAAGCUUUAAAGAAAUGUACAGAAUAUGAAAAACAAUUUGUACAACGAAAAACAGUAAUUAAUGAUAUACCAAAAUUACAUAUGAAUGAACAAAUGAUUGAACAAUUGUUUUCGCCAGAAAAUCAAAAUCAAAAUCGUUCAGUACCAUCAGCAACUAAUCAACGUUUGAUCGAACAAAGAACUAAUGUCAUACCUGAUAUGCCAAGUUCAAUAUUCGAUGAUGAUAGACAAGAUAAUAGUCAACGAACUGCUAAACAGAGAUUACGUGGAGAAAAAGUUAUUGAAAGCAUGACGGUCAAUAAAGAAGAUGAGGAAAUGGUAAAUGAUAAAAACGAUCAUGAGUAUGAUAACUCAAAGUUUGGUAUUCGAUCAAAACCAAGAGAAAAUCAUCAAUCAGCAACAGUACCAAUAAGAACCAUAACACCAACAACACCGGUAAUAAACACAACAACGACAGCCACAAGAACAACAGUACCAGUAAGAACCGUAAUACCAACAGCACCGGUAACAAACACGACAACGACAGCCGCGAGAUCAACAGUACCAGUAAGAACCAUAACACCAACAGCACCAGUAACAAACACGUCAACAACAGUAACACCAGUUGAUAAUAUGAAAAAUGAUACAAAAUCUCCAACAACGAAUCCUACUUCGCAGUCAAUGUUUCGUUUUAGUACACGAUUGGGACCAUCAUCAAGUAAUACAAAUACCUCGGUUUUUCAUCGUAAUAUUUCUACUCCUCCUACUAUACAAAAUACCAAUGUUAUUUCUCAUAAUAAUCAAGAACAAGUACGACUUACACCACCAACUCCACCAAAUUCUGUUCGUUUUCUAACUGAACAACCAACAACAUCUGAUGAAGAUAGUCCAUUUAAAAUUUUAAAGUCAAUACCUGUUUUAGAAUAUUAUAUUGAACCAAAUUAUCAUCUAUUAAUGACAUGUAAUGCCGAAUAUAUAGUACUAUACAAAAGUCAAAUUACUCGAUUAGAUAGAUGGCGUUUAGAUGCCAUCCAACGUGGUUCUCAUAAUUCAUGUAUACUUGAUUGGCAUGAUGGUCUUAUAAUAUCCAUGGGUUUAAUUGAAAAAAAUACUAUUUAUAUGUUUACAGAACACGAAUUUUUUAUGUACUCAAUUACUUCAGGUCGUAAAAUAGAUGCACGUAUGUUACCACGUGGUACUGACGAUGGUUCUAAUAUAAAUAGUGUUCCUUAUAAUAAUUCUCAACGUGGUAUUGGUGCUGUUUAUGGUGAUUUCAUGUAUCAUAUUUAUUUAAAUCAUCAUUCUCAAUGGACAUUAUCAAAAACUAUACUUGAUAAAUUAGCUCGAACUCCUAGUUAUAAUUUAACAACUAUAUUUCCUGAUGUUGAACGUUUUAUACAUUUUUGUGUUAAUGCGAAAACAAUAAAUUUUCUUGUUCAAAUGAAUGAUUCAUCUUAUGCUGUUGUAUUUUGUUCAGUUAAAAAUUGUAAUUCAAAUGAAUAUCGAUCAACAGUUGUUACUUUAUUACAUGCUCAACAACCAUUAACAAUUUGUUCAGCAUUUAUUCGAUGUCAAGAUAAAUAUAUUUUUUAUAUAAAUGAUCCAUCAAUUGAUAUAUUACAUGCAAUAGAUAUUGAAAACUAUUUAUAUGCAAGUCAAAUUCUUGCACAUGCUAUAUGUUAUGAAGAAAAUAAAGAAGAAUUAAUGGUUGUAACAAACAAUUCAAUAUGUUCGAUUAAUGUAAAUGAAGAAAAUUCAAUUUUAAAAAACUUUCGGUGA